GAAGACCCUCUCUUUAUUAGAGAGACCCUUCUUCAAUCUUCACCUUCUUCUUCUUCUUCUUCUUCCUCGAUUCAGAUCGUCUCCUCCUCAGUUUUAUACUCACCCUAAUCCUCCGAAUCUAUCUCCAUUUUUAUCCUUCUCUCAUCCCCAGAUUCUCCCUUCUCCAAGCUCUUCUCUCCGUCGACUCUUCUUCAUCACUCUAUAUCUUCCGAUUAAGACUUCUUUAACUCCGCUUCUCCUCGACCCUUUUCGGCUAAAUUCAGUCUCGAGUCUCUAUCGGAUUUGGAUUUGAAUGUAGGUAUCACCCACGAGAGUUGUUGUGAACGUAAAUCUGGGUUCUUUUUCUUGUGGGUCGUCGUUUUUCUUCUACAUGCAGUUUUGGGGAUAGUACGUGCGAUUCAUCGACUCAACAGACUUUAAGGCUUUAAAAGAGUCGUUAAGAGAGCAAUGGAAGGAGACAUGGUGGCUAAAGUGAAGAGAGAAACGGUGGUGGCAUGCAUGACUUGUUCUCUCUGUGAGAAACUCCUCCGUGACGCCACUACCAUUUCUGAGUGUCUUCACACGUUUUGUAGAAAAUGCAUAUAUGAGAAAAUCACAGAGGAUGAGAUAGAGAGCUGUCCAGUAUGCGAUAUUGACCUCGGGGGUACCCCACUGGAGAAACUAAGGCCUGACCACAUUUUGCAAGAUUUGAGAGCCAAAUUAUUUCCUCUAAAACGAAAGAGAGAGAGAGCGCCUGAAGUUGUGUCCUCUAUCACAUUACCUGCAAGGAGGAAGGAGAGGUCUAUCUCGUCUUUGGUGGUAAGCACACCUAGGGUUUCAGCACAAGCUGGUACAACAGGAAAAAGAACAAAAGCUGCUACGAGAAAAGAUGUAAGAGGUAGUGGCUCAUUCACUAAGAGAACAGUGAAGAAGGAAGAAGAAUUUGGAGAUGAUCAUAUAGAGAGCGCAAGCUCGCCUGAAACACUUAAAAAGUUUACUCAGAAUAAAAGGCAGGUAAAGAAGUCUUCAUAUGCCGAGCCUAACCAGUCCCUCUCAAAUCGAAGAAACAAGGAUGUUGAUGAACCAUGGGAUUCCAAAUUACAUCUUUGGAAACCUCUAAAUUUUCUUGUGGAUGUGGCAAACGGAACAAAGGACCCAAAAUCUGAGCAUGGAAAUGCAUCUCACAAUGAUGUUCAGGGGAGUAAAACAAAAACAAAGGAUCAUAAAAGAAAGUGUAAACUUGAGGAAGAGAUCAACAAUAACGGUGAUCCCACAACAUCAGAAACUGCUACACUUAAACGAACGCGUAGGACUCGCCGCAAAAGGUCAUCCAAUUUUGGGGAUUCAAGAAUUCCACCAUUACCAGGUGCAGCAAGCCUAAAACAGGAGAGGAGAAAUGGUCAUGUUUGGUUCUCACUUGUGGCGUCAAAUAAUCAGGAAGGAGAAGCAUCCUUGCCUCAGAUUCCAGCAAACUACUUGAGAAUAAAGGAUGGAAAUAUUCCAGUUUCGUUUAUCCAAAAGUACCUUAUGAGGAAGCUUGAUCUCAAGAGUGAAGCUGAGGUAGAGAUAAAAUGUAUGGGAGAACCAGUGAUCCCAACGUUGCAGCUUCACAGCUUAGUAGAGCUAUGGUUGGAAACAACUUCUAAGCAUCAAAGAGUCGCUGCGUCAAUAGGUUCCUCUGCAAAGGAAUUUGUAAUGGUGCUAGUUUAUUCUCGGAAGCUCCCUGAAUGCAACAACUAAAGCAUUAUUCAUUGAAGAAGAAGAAAAGUGCAGGAGCAGUGGAAUGUGUUGUGUAGAAAGAAACUUAACAAUUUAUA
This is a messenger RNA of Arabidopsis arenosa, 1796 nucleotides long. The record is from the annotation of a GenBank genome assembly. NCBI's taxonomy places the organism in Eukaryota, Viridiplantae, Streptophyta, Magnoliopsida, Brassicales, Brassicaceae.